UUCCUAUCAGUGUCUAUUUUGGCAGUACGGAUACACAUGGAGUCUCCAUCACCCCCACUCUCUUUCACGCACCGAGUCCGGUAACGCGCCGGUCCUGAUCGUCACCUUUUGAGCAAUCGAUCCUCUUGUGGACUAAUAUGACAAACGUGCGCUUAUAGAGGCGUGACACGGCAAAAAGAGGAGGCACAUUUCCCGUGGAUCAGUCUAUCUGUUCCGACCGCGAGUGUCAGCAUGGACGUCCUGGCCAACCACAGUAUAUUUCAGGAACUUCAGCUCGUGCACGACACCGGUUAUUUCUCCGCCAUGCCUUCGCUGGAAGAGAAUUGGCAGCAGACCUGCCUCGAGUUGGAGCGAUAUCUGCAGACGGAGCCCAAGCGUCUGUCCGAGCUCUUUGACCAUGACUUGGAUGGACUCUUGACCCCGGCCUACCUGAAGGAUGAUGGCGAGGAAGACCUAUCUGACGUUCUCCUCCCCAGCAUACAUGAGCCGCCGAGCCCACCAACAGUGAUACUCUGCCCCACACGGAAGAACUUGCCCUCCACUACAUCAAUAAAAACUGAACCGAAGGUACCAGAACCCACAGAAGGGAUGGAAGGAGUUCACCAGGCCCAGCUAAGUGCAGUCACCUCCCUGACGCCCCCCUCAUCGCCAGAACUGGGUCGGCAUCUUGUGAAACCCAGCCCGUCCCUAACAGCGUCUGCUGAUGGGGCGCUCACCCUCAAGCUGGUGGCCAGGAAGGUGGGGCUUAGCGCUGCUCGACUGGUGGCGGCACACCCGCUCCCCGUCCAGGUAAAGGAAGAAGACGAGGGAGUAUCGUGCGUGCUCGGUGAGCUGCCGGAGAAUAAGAAGAGGAUCCACCGCUGUCAGUUCAAUGGCUGUAGGAAGGUUUACACCAAGAGCUCCCACCUAAAGGCCCAUCAGAGGACACACACAGGUGAGAAGCCGUACAAGUGCUCAUGGGAGGGCUGCGAAUGGCGAUUCGCCCGGAGUGACGAGCUGACGAGGCAUUACCGCAAACACACCGGCGCCAAACCCUUCAAGUGCAACCACUGCGACAGGUGUUUCUCACGGUCGGAUCAUUUGGCACUGCACAUGAAGAGGCACAUCUGAGGAGCACAAGAGAAGUCAGAAAGGGAGUGGAGACAGAGAGGGAGCAGAGAGGGCAACGACACUUGCAGACAAAUUAUUACCACGGAUCUCAGACAGAUGUCAAACCCCAUAUUUGGCAGUUCUGGAGCGGAGGCAGAUGUAUCACGCCUUUGGCAUAAGCACUGGCAGGCAACACACGGGUCCCACAAGAUUCCAUUAAGCGUCGUCUGCCUCCUGGAAUGGGACCUUUAGCUGGCAGCUCUUGGUUUCAGUCCACUUUUGCCUCAUGCAGCAUUGCCCCACAUGCAGCCAAUUUAGCACCUCUAUUUCAUCCUCUUUGAGCUAAACACGAUCUUGCUAGGUUGCCGUAGCCUUUCUCUUCAGUCAAAGGUGGCAUAAUCUCAUACGUUUUUUAUUUGACCUCUCGUAGUUCCCAACUGGAUCCACUGAUAAAUCCAUCUGGUUCGAUGGCACUUGGCGAUUGCAGACUUGAAGAUUGUAGUGUGGUUUUGUGUGUGGAGGCUGAUUGAGGUCAUCCAAACAGCUGUGUGGGUCUAGAAACAUCAUCCAUUAGAACUUUCACCUGGAUGUGGUCAACUAAUCUACUCCUGGCAAAGAGAGGCCAUCCCCUGCUUGAACCUGAUAUCCAGAUCUUCGAAGCUGAAAUUAUUGCACAAUUGACUCUUUGCAAACCUUUUGUUAAAAAGAAAGGCCCAAGUUUGUCAGAAUGAGAGGCUCCUGGGUCCCAUGCACAAGUCAAAGCAGCUUGCUGACUGUAAUCGCACAUCAGACAAGAUCACUAUGUAUGUAAAGGUUAUAUUGUUUUUAAGCAAAGAUCUCCUAUUUGUUUGGAAGACCAUUCUGAAGAACUCUUUGGGAAUGGAUGCAGCCAAAUAAAAAUUGUCGAUGCCUGAGGUGAUCUCUCGGGCCUUUGAGAGUGAUUGGCAUCAGAUCAGCCACCACAUUGCUCGCCAUGCAGAACUGUUCCAGUUUAGUCCACUUCCUUUCUUCCAAUCUUCUCCAGUAAAUCAGGCCCUAUGCAUCUCCUGGGACAUUCCACCGAUUCAUCCCCUGUAGGACAUGGAAUGGACUUGUAGGAGAACAAGUCCAAUCAAUUGGCUGGCAGAUCAAUGUGAAUGUAUCUUUAAUGUGUCUGUGCACGUGAAGCUGAAAAUGUGAAUGGUGUAACAGUCACUUCUGGUUAAAACCACACCUUUCCACGUCAUUGUUAAACUCGAAAGUCACGCCUGGUGACUUGUGUCAUACAUUGUUCCGCUUGACCAUCAAGGGGUCAGGAGAGCAGCUUUCCAUGGGGUGUCCGAUGGAGGGUUAAGAGGGAGAGAGGAGGGAUUUGAUCUGCACACUGAUCAGAUCUGCACACUCAGCAAAGUUAACUGCCCUUUCAACUCCUAAAACUUAAACAGAGUGAGACAUCAACAUACAAAGACACAUAGUUGCAUUUCUUCAUGGUGCUUUGACCUCUGAAUCCCAGUUGCCAGCACCCUUAAAUGCCUUUUAUCCAGGCAGUGUGGACAAAUGGAGGCUAUGCUGACUGACUCAGCUGUAAUCCUUGACACAAUCUACGGUCUCUGUUUAAAAAAAUGGGAUUUUUAAAAUUUUGAGUCAAAUGAGCUCUUCUAGGAUAGUACGUAAGCCACCAGAUCAGCUCCUAGCUCGCAGUCCUAGUGUUCGGUCCGGAUUUGAAUGCAGACAAAAUGAAUACAAGUGGUUUGUACCCUCAAUGGCAGCUCUAUGUAUGUGUUUCAAAAAAUCCAGCUGUAAUGUUGACAUGAAUGGUGGUUUUGGUUCUUCUAAAUGUUCUCAUGGACAACCCUGGACGAGAGCACACAAAUAUCCCAAAUACAGCAUUGUUUGGAAACGACAUAAUUAAUUUGAAAGUGUACGUUGGCAAAAUGUGAAUGUUUACUUUUUUAUACUUUUUUUUGUGCUUCACAUGUGUCAUUUUAACGAAUGAUGGUCAAUUAUGCUGUGCCUGUGUGUGUAUUGUUGUUUUUUUUUGUCUGUAUUUGCACUCAAUUUUGGAAAACAAGAAAAAGUAACAUCUGAAGUUUUCUGUCCACUUGUGCACCUCACACCACUACCAUCGCAUCUCUGUACAGUAGCUGUUUUUUUACACAAACUUGCGCACAUACAUUCAAGCACGCCCUCAGCGCAUGCACAGACACUCAUAUGCGAGUGCACCCACAAGGGUGCACACACACACUCAUUCACUUACACACUGGCACGGUCUGAGGUGCAGGCUGCAGCUCUCAGCAUUGCUGAUCUCCUCCUGAAUUUUAAAUCAGACCCUUUUUUCUACCAGCGUCCCCUUGUUGCCUCCUCCUCCCCUGCACUCCUCUCCAUGAGAUAUCAACCCUUUCAACUCCCCGUCACCUACUUCCCCCUGUUUUCCUGUGUUGUCUUUCUCCUUUUCUUUCGACUGUAUACAGUGUUUCAAAUUUAUCAUUUGUAUAUUAUGAUGUAUGGGUAUGAUAAUGUUCUUUAUUAUGGAAAAAUGAGAGAUUUAUUUUUGUUACCAGUUUGUUUCAUAAUUAAUUUUUUUAAAUUGGUAUUGUAAUAUCUCUAUGCAAGCAACUGUUUUUUUGGGGGGGGGGUUUUGUUUUGUUUCGUUGUUUUUUUUUGUUUUUUUUUUAAUUUAAGAAUGUAAUGAUGUGUAAUAAAUGGUAGAUGCAGUUUGGCAUGGAGUAGUCAUGUUUCAUGGCUGGUCUGUUCAGUGACAAAAUGCACACAUUGUCAAUCCAAUCUUCUCACAGCAUCUUUAUGAUGUCUUAUCAAGACUCAAUCGCAGACUCAGCCCCUUGUAUUUGCGCCCAUCACUGACAUGUCUUUGCAGUUGCCCUGAAAGUGGGACCAGAAUUGAAUUCAGUGUGUCGUUUUUGUGUUCCUUGUAUCUUGACUUCAGAUUCCAUCCUUCACAGGAAGGCUGAAAACACCUGCUCACAUUGAGUAAUCACAUCUGUCAGCAAACAAGGUGCGAAGGCUUCUCCGCUAUGCUUGCCUUUUGACCAUGACCAGCUAAUAAAAAGCUAAUUGAAUAAGUAAUGGAUAAUUAGGGAGUAAUUACUCCCUGCUAAAUGGCCCUAUACAGUGUAUUAAUUCUCCUUGGGUCUGGCAAAGAGGAGCUCCCAUCAGGGCUCCCCCACCCUGCUUUUUUUUUUUUUUUUUCAUUUUAUACUGUAUGCUUUAAUUAAAACUUGCACCCUCAUCAAGAAGCUUACAUGUACAGUAUCUGUUCAACUUAAUGUACUAUUAUCAGUAAUUACAGACAGGCUAUCUACAGUGGGUACGGUAAGUAUUCAGACCCCCUUAAAUUUCUCUCUCUUUGUUAUAUUGCAGCCAUUUGCUAAAAUCAUUUAAGUUCAUGUUUUUCCUCAUGAAUGUACACACAGCACACCAUAUUGACAGGGGAAAAAACCGGAAUUGUUGAAAUGUUUGCAAAUUUAUUUAAAAAAAGAAAAACCGAAAUAUCAAACAGCCAUAAGUAUUCAGACCCUUUGCUCAGUAUUUACGAGAAGCACCCUUUUGAGCUAAUGAGUCUUUUGGGGAAUGAUGCAACAAGUUUUUCACACCUGGAUUUGGGGAUUAUCUGCCAUUCCACCUUGCAGAUCCUCUCCAGUUCUGUCAGUUUGGAUGGUGAACGUUGGUGGGCAGCAAUUUUCAGGUCUCUCCAGAGAUGCUCAAUUGGGUUUAAGUCAAGGCUUUGGUUCGGCCAUUCAAGAACAGUCAUGGAGUUGCUCUGAAGUCACUCCUUUGUUAUUUUAGCUGUGUACUUAGGGUCAUUGUCUUGUUUGAAGGUGACCCUUCGGCCCACUCUGAGGUUCUGAGCACUCUGGAGCAGGUUUUCGUCCAGGAUAUCCCUAUACUUGGCCGCAUUCAUCUUUUCUUCGAUUGCAACCAGUCGUCCUGUCCCUGGCGCUGAAAAACACCCCCACAGCAUGAUGCUGCCACCACCAUGCUUUCCUGUUGGGACUGUAUUCGACAGGUGAUGAGCAGUACCUGGUUUUCCAAAAAGUUCUAUCUUGGUCUCAUCAGACCAGAGAAUCUUAUUUCUCACCAUCUUGGAAUCCUUCAGGUGUUUUUUAGCAAACUCCAUUGGGGCUUUCAUGUGUCUUGCACUGAGGAGAGGGUUCUGUCGGGCCCCUCUGCCAUAAAGCCCCGACUAGUUGAGUGCUGCAGUGAUGGUUGACUUUCUAGAACUUUCUCCCAUCUCUCGACUGCAUCUCUGGAGCUCAGCCACAGUGAUCUUUGGGUUCUUCUUUACCUCUUCACCAAGGCUCAUCUCCCCCGAUUGCUCAGUUUGGCCGGAUGGCCAGCUCUAGCAAGGGUUCUGGUCGUCCCAAACGUCUUCCAUUUAAGGAUUAUGGAUGCCACUGUGCUCUGAGGAACCUUAAGUGCAGAAGAUUUUUUUUGUAACCUUGCCACAAUGCUGCCUCUGAGCUCUUCAGGCAGUUGCUUUGACCUCAUGAUUCUCAUUUGCUCUGACAUGCACUGUGAGCUGUAAGGUAUUAUAUAGACAAGUGUGCGGCUUCCCUAAUCAACUCCAAUCAGUAUAAUCAAACACAGCUGGACUCCAAUGAAGGUGUAGAACCAUCUCAUGGAUGAUCAGAAGAAAUGGACAGCACCCGAGUUAAAUAUAUGAGUCAAACAGCAAAGGGUCUGAAUACUUAUGGCUGUGUGAUAUUUCAGUUUUUCUUUUUUAAUAAAUCUGCAAACUUUUCAACAAUUCCGUUUUUCUGUUAAUAUGGGGUGCUGUGUGUACAUUCAUGAGGAAAAAAAUGAACUUAAAUGAUUUUAGCAAAUGGCUGCAAUAUAACAAAGAGUGAAAAAUGUAAGGGGGUUUGAAUACUUUCGGUACCCACUGUACCUAACUGUACUUACUACUUCUACUACUACAUAAGAAAUGACUGAAUAAUUUUUCAAUAAAGGCUGUGUUUUCAUGAAA
Messenger RNA from Phyllopteryx taeniolatus (common seadragon), 6052 nucleotides. It is a transcript of the gene klf7a, whose product is annotated as Kruppel like factor 7a. The coding region runs from base 232 to 1110 and encodes 292 amino acids. Gene Ontology annotation, biological process: regulation of transcription by RNA polymerase II. Gene Ontology annotation, molecular function: DNA-binding transcription factor activity, RNA polymerase II-specific; RNA polymerase II cis-regulatory region sequence-specific DNA binding. The record is from RefSeq and is a predicted model, not a curated record. NCBI's taxonomy places the organism in Eukaryota, Metazoa, Chordata, Actinopteri, Syngnathiformes, Syngnathidae. The transcript has 4 exons.